Molecule: messenger RNA, 303 nt
Organism: Clonostachys rhizophaga
Lineage: Eukaryota; Fungi; Ascomycota; Sordariomycetes; Hypocreales; Bionectriaceae
Source: the annotation of a GenBank genome assembly
AUGCAUUUCACCAAGACUAUCGUCUCUGUGCUAGCUGUUGCCGGCUUCGCUGCUGCUCAGGCUGACGACCUUGACCGCCGUGAUCUCGAAAAUGCUCGAGAGCAGUACCUUGCCGCUCGCGACGAGUAUAUUGAGGCGCGUGACCUUUACCGCCGCAAGAAUGCGCCCACUCAUCCGGGUUAUUGCAACAAGGCCGAUCACCAUUCCACGACCCUCUGGUGCUUGAGCCGAAGAACGGGCACAGUUUGCAAACAAUGCCCGCCCAACGCUAAGGUCAUGGACCCUUGCACCUGCCCUGGCUAA